Messenger RNA from Solanum stenotomum, 3345 nucleotides. RefSeq lists its product as uncharacterized. The transcript is spliced from 6 exons. The record is from RefSeq and is a predicted model, not a curated record. Lineage: Eukaryota; Viridiplantae; Streptophyta; Magnoliopsida; Solanales; Solanaceae. Gene Ontology annotation, molecular function: nucleic acid binding. The coding region runs from base 1 to 3345 and encodes 1114 amino acids.
AUGGAACCAUUUAGGGAUCCAAGUGAACUAGAACAAUAUAGGAGGAAACUGGCUUACACAAAUGCAUUGGUUAAUAGGGCAGGAGGAGAUUUCAAUGUGAUUCUGAGGGAAGAAGAGAAACUGGGAGGGUUAGCUUUUACUCAAUUUGAAGCAGCUGACUUUGCUCAUUGUAUAAACAACUGUGGUUUGUCAGAACUAAAAUUCUCAGGAAGUUUGUUCACAUGGUGGAAUGGAAGAGUAGAGGAGGAAUGUAUAUUCAAGAGAUUGGAUAGGGUCCUAGUUAAUAAAAAAUUCCAAGACUUGUAUCCGUCUAGUGAAGUUCAUCAUCUUGUGAGACAGGGAUCAGAUCAUGCCCCAUUACAAAUGCGAUGUAGUACUACUGAGGAAUCACAUAUCAGGCCUUUCAGAUUCCUACACUUCUGGACUAAACAUAGAGGCUUUGAGGAGGUGGUUCAACAACACUGGAAGUCGGAUAGACUUGGGAGCCCGUUUAUAGUAUUUCAAGACAAGUUGAAGAACACUAAGAUAGCAUUAGCAAAAUGGAGUAAAAACACGUUUGGUGAUAUCUUCCAAAAGAUAGCCACUUUGGAGGAUAUAAUCAAGGCAAAAGAAGUGCAGUUUGAACUUCAACCAACUCCUUUUAACAGAAGUGAAUUGAGCAAGGCCGAAGCAGAAUUGAGGAAAUAUCUAGUAGUGGAAGAGGAGUACUGGAAACAAAAGGCUGGCAUGAAAUGGUUUAAGGAAGGGGAUAGAAAUACAAAGUUCUUUCACUCUUAUGUAAGAGGGAGAAGAAAGAAGCUACAUCUAGACCGCAUUACAGACAUUAGAGGGACUGAAGUUUCUGAUCAGAUUAAAAUGGGCGAUGCAGCAGUUGAGUUUUAUCAAGACCAAUUCACAGAAGAGGGCAACAAUCAGGAGUAUGACAUGCUACAAAAUAUCCCAAAGUUAGUUACAGAUGAGCAGAACGAGGAGAUGACUAAGCUUCCAAGUAUUGAGGAAGUUAAAAAAGUGGUCUUUACCUUGAAUGGAGACAGUGUGAGUGGACUGGAUGGAUUCACUGGUAGAUUCUUUCAACACUGUUGGGAUAUAAUAGGAGAGGACUUGACAAGAUUAGUCAAAGCGUUCUUUUGUGGACAGGAGUUGCCCAAAUUCAUUACACAUACUAAUCUUGUGUUGAUCCCCAAAAAGGAGUUUGUGCAGGAAUUCAAAGACUUAAGGCCUAUCAGUUUGAGCAAUUUUACAAACAAGGUGAUUUCCAGAGUGCUGCAUGAAAGGAUAGUUAGAGUGCUGCCUAAUAUUAUCUCACCCAAUCAAUCAGGAUUUGUGAAAGGAAGAAGCAUAACAGAAAAUGUAUUAUUAGCACAAGAAAUAAUACGGGAUAUACACCUACGAAAUAAAGAGGUCAAUGUAGUGGUAAAGUUGGAUAUGGCUAAAGAAUAUGAUAGAGUGGCUUGGGUAUUCUUAACCAAAGUUCUACGAAAGUUUGGUUUCUCAGAAGUGAUAAUUGAUAUGGUUUGGAGGCUGAUUUCUGCUAAUUGGGGACAAACAUUCAGUGAUCCAAAUGAUGAAGUCAGGUUGCGAAAGCUGACUGGAAUUAGGCCUGGUAACUUUCCAUUCACAUAUCUAGGUUGUCCUAUUUACUAUGGAAGAAAGAAAAAAUGCUAUUUUGAAGGGUUACUCAAGAAAGUUGUUGCCAGAAUUUUCUCAUGGCAAAACAAAUUCUUGUCAUUUGGUGGAAAAUACAUUUUGAUAAAUCAUGUACUGCAGUCCUUACCAAUUUAUAUGCUAUCAACACUGUCCCCACCAAAAGGUAUUAUAGAUCAAAUUCAUCAGAUGUCUGCUAAGUUCUUUUGGGGUAACUAUGCUGGAAACUCAGAAAUCAUUGUGGAGCACAUUCAUGUGGAACAAAUACUGCAAAAAAAUCACCCCAUAUUGGCUCAUAACAGGGGUGCAUCACAUGCAUGGAGAAAUAUGGUACGAGUUAGGGAGAAUGUAGAACACGAAAUAUGGUGGCAACAGAAAGAAGGUACUGCCAGCUUUUGGAUGGAUAACUGGACAAAACAAGGUGCUCUUUAUUACAUAGAACCACAAGGAGUAGAUGAGGAAAUGGAGGUUAAAGAGAUGAUCUUGAAUGGGCAAUGGAAUAUAGCAAGACUCCGUCAACUAUUGUCCCAUGAUAUGGUAGAUUGUAUACUGGAAAACAUCAGUCCCACCAUGAAUAUGGAUGAUCAAGAUAAAGCUUGGUGGAUGGGAAAUGCUCAAGGAGAGUUCACUAUUAAAUCAGCUUUUGAGUUAACUCGGAAGAAAAAAGAAGAGAAAGAAUGGAUGAAUAAUAUAUGGCUCAAGGGGCUACCUCUUAAAAUCUCGUUCUUUUUUUGGAGGGUCUGGAGACAAAGAAUCCCCACAGAUGAUGUUCUCAAAAGAAUGAGAGUAAAUGUGGUAUCAAAAUGUCAUUGUUGUAAUGUGGGCGAGGAGGAAACUAUACAACACCUUUUUCUAACAGCUCUCAUAGCCCAAAAGCUAUGGAAGCACUUUGCUUCAUGUGCAGGUAUUAGCUUAGAAGGAGUUCAUUUGCAACAACUUAUUACAAUCUGGUGGGACUGGCCAGGACAACACAAGGUGAAGCAAAUAUUUAAGGCAAUACCACAAAUUAUUAUGUGGGAGCUAUGGAAGAGGAGAAAUGCUCGAAAACAUGGGAAAGAGAUGUCAUAUUCGAGGUUGCUGGGACAAUGUCUACACACUGUCCAAAUGCUACUGAAAGUGAUGUACCCAAAGUUAUGUGAAGGCUUUCAGAACUGGCAGGAAAUGAUUACAAAACUAAGCGCAUAUAAACCAACUUUGUACUAUAGAUUAGUGUAUUGGGAGAAGCCAAUCCCAGAGUGGGUGAAAUGCAAUACAGAUGGUGCUUGUAGGGGAAAUCCUGGACAGAGUUCAUAUGGAUUCAGCAUUAGAAACAACAUGGGGGAUUUAAUUUACGCUGAGGCACAAACUAUAGGAGAGGCAACAAAUAUGGAAGCCGAGAUUAUGGGAGUGUUGAAAGCAAUGCGAUCGAAGUUCUGUCUUCUAAGAGACGAUCUAGCUAUGUCAAAGCCUAUUAGCCUUGAGCUAUUUCAGAUUACAAAUAAGGACAAGGAAAAAGGGGGACCUCAAUUCGAUUCAUCCACUGGAGCUCGAUACAGCAGGACAGAAGGAGCGUCAUGGUUAAGUCCCAACAAAAAAGUUCUUGAAAUCCAAACAUCAUCACCGGAUUCUCAUCGCAGCAGUGGGGAGUGGCGAUAUUUGGGAAUGAAGUCAACAGGAGAGUACCUUUGCAAGCUGAUAAAACUCCUUCUUUCCCAUGAAUGA